Molecule: messenger RNA, 652 nt
Organism: Penicillium cinerascens
Lineage: Eukaryota; Fungi; Ascomycota; Eurotiomycetes; Eurotiales; Aspergillaceae
Product: calmodulin
Exons: 6
Coding region: 87-536 (149 amino acids)
Biological process (GO): spindle pole body organization
Cellular component (GO): central plaque of spindle pole body
Molecular function (GO): calcium ion binding; enzyme regulator activity
Source: RefSeq, a predicted model, not a curated record
CCUUUAACUUCCUUUCUCCCCACCCUUCGCCUGUUAACCCCUCUACACCUUCCCUAUCCCCUCCACGACCACUAAUUUCAUUCACGAUGGCCGAUUCUCUGACCGAAGAGCAAGUCUCCGAGUACAAGGAGGCCUUCUCCCUGUUUGACAAGGAUGGCGAUGGCCAGAUCACCACCAAGGAGCUGGGCACUGUCAUGCGCUCUCUUGGCCAGAACCCUUCCGAGUCUGAGCUCCAGGACAUGAUCAACGAGGUUGACGCCGACAACAAUGGCACCAUUGACUUCCCCGAGUUCCUCACCAUGAUGGCUCGUAAGAUGAAGGACACCGAUUCCGAGGAGGAGAUCCGGGAGGCGUUCAAGGUUUUCGAUCGCGACAACAACGGCUUCAUCUCCGCUGCUGAGCUGCGCCACGUGAUGACCUCCAUCGGUGAGAAGCUGACCGACGACGAGGUGGACGAGAUGAUCCGCGAGGCGGAUCAGGAUGGCGAUGGCCGGAUCGACUACAACGAGUUCGUCCAGCUCAUGAUGCAAAAAUAAUCUCAUAGCCGUCAUGUUUUUCCCCCCUUUAGCUGAAGUCGCGGUUUCUUUCCAACGAGGAUGUUUACUACUCUUCUCCUUCUGUUUUCCAUCUCCGUUUCCACCGUCUCUGUAGU